Molecule: messenger RNA, 6728 nt
Organism: Mercenaria mercenaria
Lineage: Eukaryota; Metazoa; Mollusca; Bivalvia; Venerida; Veneridae
Exons: 6
Coding region: 28-1554 (508 amino acids)
Biological process (GO): mitochondrial protein catabolic process; mitophagy by internal vacuole formation
Cellular component (GO): mitochondrial outer membrane
Source: RefSeq, a predicted model, not a curated record
CAAGCUGAACACGAGAAGCGAGCUCGGAUGGACGCCGAAAAGAAAUAUCAAGAAGGAAAGAAAACUAACGCUGAAUCUCUCAAAACCAUCAACCAACAGGAAACUAAAUUACGUACCCUGGAAAAAGAGGAGAGAAGACUUAAAGAGGAACUCGUAAAACGAAGUGAACAACGUGCUAAUGUCAACACGUUUACUGAGCGGUAUCAUAAUUUGGAACAACAGCUUAAGAAUACACAAAGAGAACUUAAGAACACAAAAGAUGAACUAGAACAUACUAAAACAAGACUAAGCGAAUCGAUGGGUGCAAAACUAACUGAUAACAAUCCAAACAUCGCUGAUCUGAGUGAUAAAAACCGCCCUACAAAGCUUUCAGAACGUUUUCAAGAAAUCUACGACAACGAAUGGACAGAUGCUUUUGAAGUUUUUGUAUCAGACAGGAGUGAUGAUGAAAAAGCCGUAUCUGUUUUACUCAGUAUUCUGAUGGACACGAAAGAAUUCUGUGACCAAGAGGCAAAAAAUCAGAUGAAACAAAUUCAAUGUGCUCUGAUGCAUGAAGCAAAUUCCGAGCGUAAUACAGGAAGUGCAAUACCUGCAAUACCAGCAAAUAUAAACAAAUUAUUAAAAGAUAGCAGGAAAUAUAUGGCUGAGGUCUCAGGAAAGCAGCUUUGUAAGAAGUACCAAGAGAAUUUACGAUUCUCGCCUUCAUCUACAGCAAGAAAGGCGAAAUCAGUUCCAAAAUAUCUUGAAGCAUGUUUCAGUGUAUGCUGGAUGAUGGCCGUUCAAGAUCCGCCUGUUGUAUUCGGGCCAAAUAUCCAAAGAGGAGAUGCAUUUAAUACUGAUAUAUAUAAAGCGUACACGAAAAAUGGAAAAACAGUUGCAUAUGUUGUCUGGCCUGCUCUUUUGCUUCAUGCAAAUGGACCGGUACUAUGCAAAGGUGUAGCUCAAGGUCUUGGCGAACCAACCCGUCGAACGAAAUCUGCUCCGCCCUAUGAAAGAAGAGCACAAUUUCGUAACGAUGGAAGUAACUGGAAAGAAUACAGUAAUGAUACGCAUAUAAUCGACUCAGAGCAAAAUGAUCAUUACGCAUUGAAUGAUCAAGAAUACAAUCAAGACUUGAAAUAUGGAACAGAUGGUUUUGAUAUUUAUGGAACAAACGCAAGAGACAGGAACAUUUGGGACAAUAAGUCAAGUAUCGGAGGUACAGAAUCGGCCAUGCGAGAACACGUGUCAAGGAAGCUGCUUGACGACUUAGAUGAUCGAGUGUACGACCAAUCAACACGGGAUUACAGAUCAGGGCGUUCUGGUUACGAAUCAAACCCUAGAACCCAUUAUUCAGGUACAAAUUACAAACAAUCAAGUGCUCUAGCAUACGAUUCUGGUUUGACAAACUACACUUUUCAAAGAACAAGAUACAUAUCAGAUGCUGUAUAUAACAAACCUAACAAUUAUCCGCAUUCUUCUUCCUCUUACAAACAAAUGACUGUCACAAGACAACCACAUCUCGAACACAAACAUACAUCUCGCCGGGAGCAAGGUAAGCCAGCUUGGAGAUGAACGUAAUUGAAGUUGUUAGCAGUUUUAUUUCUCUUGAACAUUUGGCGAAUACCUAUGGAAACGUAUAUCGUACAUCCUGGUUAGAUGUUUAUAUGGUUUAGUCGAGAUUCUGUUGAACUACAUGACGACAUAUAACUCAGCAACUCGUCAAAAAAUAAGACUACAAGUUGUGAAAAUUUGGUCAUGACGUUAAAAAGAACUUGCCAAGAUGUUAAAAAUUAUGUCUACUCGUAUUAAUUAUUGAGUGGGCUUAAAUUUAUUAAAAGAAAUUCAGAAUUUUACGAAUAUGUGUCACAUAUCUUAAAACUAUUCACUUUCUUUAAAAGUCCUAUAUUUCUUCAGCUGUUUGCAUGUUAGAAACACAUACUAUUUAUCAAAAUACAAUAUUCACAUUUUUCUCAAGAGGCCUUGUUUCAUUCACAUAAUAUCUACAUGUGUAGUGAAAGUAAAACUCCCAAAAAUUGGCUCAUUGCAGUUUACUGAUGUUAGCUUCUAACAUAAUGUAAUGUUGCAUGUAACAUUUUCAAGGACAUAAGAUGUAAACUAUAAAAUUGUUCUCAAAUAAUUAACUAAAACAAUAAUUAUUUUCGUUAAUUUAAGCCCGAUCGGUCAUUAAAACCUUGAUUGGGCCUCUAAGCCCUAUCUGGCAAUGUUACAAGGCUUUUUAAUGUAUACAGCAGUGAGUCAGUCUUACAAUUGUUGUUGAUCAAAUCAUAGGGAUCACUGACUGGCGUAAAUCUGUCGGGGACUAUGUAUUGCCAUGCAGUAUUCCAGUAACUUGUAUUUAGUGUCAGUAGGUCAAAGGUCAAGGUUGUUGAGGUCUGAAAAUUGAAAAUCAUUUCCAUACAUGACGCAGUAACUUGAGAAUCAUCUGAAAAGGUCUACUGCAGAAAAUUCAGACUUAACAGAUUCGUCAGUCUCAGUCAUCGUGAAACCUCCCAGGCCUCAGCUGGACAUCCCGACCAACUUCCACCGCCCCGGACACAUAUAUUAUGAAAUUUGAGAAAAAAGAAACAUGGGCAGCUUGUAGCUGUAUUUAUUAUGGCCUAUGGGUAAACAUUGUCACUAUUUGUCGUAAAAAUACGGGAACCAUCCGGUGGUCUGAGCUUCAGUCUAUAAUUCCAGAUUGUGAGCCGUCUCGCGGCAGAAAUAAACCACCAUACGCACACCCCGUACCCAGAUAAUCCUAACUCUGUUCAGCGACCCUAACUCAGUGCCAGCAUGGCUGACAGAAAGACGAUGUAUGUAGUUAAUUUCCCUGUCUUUUUCAUGUUUUUAUGUUAGUAUGCAAUGUUAGCGUAAAACUUUUGAUAGCCAUAAUAUCCUGUAUUGAUAACAUGUUUUGUGUACUAAAUAUUUCAAUCGACAAGUCACAUUAUGUGGCUGGAAUUCAUUAAAAUGUACUCAAAGAAGUCUUCAAAAUGAACAUGUUUUAUGUUUCUAACUGUUUUAAAUACCAGAAAUUGCAAUAAGACUUUACUUAUCAACUGUAUUUGUUCCAUAAACAUCUCUUAGACAAUGCUUAACAGUAUCAAAGUUUGAAAUUCAUUUUUAUAGCUUAAAAUCUGUAUUGAUUAUGAGGUGGGUUUAGAUUUGCGGAUAGUUCCUAACUGGUAUAGGAAACAGUGCUGGAUAAAUAUGAACUUAGAAUGGAUAAACACCUAACCAAACGAAAACAUAGCUGUUCGUCUGUGCUUUAUGUAAACGGGCCUAUAAAGCAGUAUAUUUUUGCUUUCAAACAACAAAAUAGUAGAGGCAUCAAUAGCAUAUAGGCAUUUUUAAAGAUUUUUGUAAAAUUGUUCAUUGAAAGUUUGCCUUGUUCGUCGGUAUUCCACCUGAAAACACAAGGGUUGAUAUAUUUAACAUGAUACCUUUUGAAAUAAAUAUACACUUGAUCAAUGGAGACAGAUAUAACAACCGAAACAUUCCUUUAUACAUCGAAAUUACACAGAAAACAAAGCUGUAUUGGAUUUACAUCCGCCAUGUUGGCACUGAGUUAGGGUCGCUGAACAGAGUUAAGAUUAUCCGGGUACAUAGUGUGAUACGUAAGGGAAUAAAAUUCCAGAGUACGUCCAAAUAUGACACACAUUGCCUAAUUAAAUACUGUUCCAUCCAGAUUAGUAAAAAUGAAUAAAUUGAUCAGUGACAGUAAGGUAUAACGGAACUAAAACACAUGCAAAUUUGACAACUUUUAAACAAUUUUUUGAGGCAUGUUCUCCAAGUUUUAGUCGGUCACUGCGGUCGGACGAAAAAUCAACCUCCAUCGGUUGCGUCCUUCGGUCAGGCCGUCGGUCCGACGAGGUCUGGAUUUGACUGAAGUCUUGGUCUGUAGAUGAUCCCAGUUCAUAUUAAAGUCAGUGCACCAAAACUCAUAUAAUGUAUACAGGGGGAGGAAGUGGGGUGACAUACAAUUUGGCCUCAAAAAAUCUUUACAAUAUCUAUUACCUAAAGCAUACAUAUGUAUUAAUAAAAAAAUAAAUUGCACUUUAAUAAGUUCAGUCAUUGAGGCCACAAACCAUGGCGCAGUAUAAUUUACUAAUGUCGAAAAGAUUACUUAAUGUAGAUAUGUCGGAUAAAAUUUAGUAGUAAAGCUGUAUUAAUAAUGUAGACAAUACAUCUUAAUAAAUCUCGACAUACCGUGUUAUUUCACACUACGUCGACAUAAAUACUCCUACAUAAACAUAUCAUCCGGGUGUACCAUAUACGUUUCCAUAAAUACCAGUAUCAUUAUGUUUUAUUGUUAUUUUUAUUCGUCCAUCCCUGAAAUGUACUUCAAAACAUAUUAAAAAUUAAAAGUUAAACCAAAACCGAUUUGUUUUGGUGGCGUGAUUGGCUGAAUAAACUGAUUGAUCAUUACAUGUAUGUUUUUGUGUAGAUAUUCCUUUUAUUUAUUGCCAUCAUGUUUAUACUUUUAGUUAAAUUUGAUAGUUUACUGAAUCUUUUCUGUGUGCAAGCAGAAAACAUUUGUCUUUUUGUCUUAAAUGAAACGAGUAAACUUACUUCAAAUCAUAGCUACUGGUUUUCAGUAUAUUUGUAUUCGUGCGGGUUUUUUAAGUGUUUCGUGCAGUGCUCUUUAUUCGUAUGUUGAACAUUAUUCAGGGAUAGCUUUGUCACACUCUAUUUAGCUCCCUUCGGAUAUAGCUCCCCGGGGAGCUGUAUUUUGAACAUGUUUUCGUGUAUAGCUCUUUGGGAAUGAGGAGCUGUAUACGCAAUGUACAAACCCGAAUAUGACUCCCUGUACAUGAAAAAACAAAAUUGCUAUAACAGUACUGUUCGAGUAAUACAUAACAUGAUUAUUUGGCAGAGUGUCAUUUGGAUAUACAAUUUUCGACACCACUAGGAGACAGGUGGGGAUUUAUAAAUUUGAUUUGUCAAGCUAUUCUUACGUAUAAAACUAUAGUGCGUAGGUACAUUGUCCCCAAAACGGAUACAAUUAGACCAAGAAUCACCAACCGGUACAAAAAUAAUGACUCGUUAUUGAAGUUAGGAACAUGGGUUUUAAGUAUUGUAUCUGGUCUAGCAGUUAUGACCCUAUAGUAGAAAUACAUACUUGAUCAUACUGUGAAAGGCUCUCAUCUUAUAUACUAUGUGACAGAAUUACCAAAUGUGGAACAAACGUUUAUUAGUUGUACCUGAAGAGCUUAGGUUUUUGUCAGUCUUGACGAAAUAAAGUAAUUUCCCUAAAGUUCCAAAACUGUCCAGAAAUGUUGACUGGCAAAUAGUGGUUUAGUACUUGUUAUGAUCCUUGCAUAAGAAUUAAGGCAUCAUGUGUGAAAUAUUUUGACACUUUGGUCUUUUACAAACGCGACAAUAAGCCACGUGGACAAUGUUGCAUAAAAACACCGAGGAGCUAUAUACGGAACAAAGCUAUAGGUGUUCCAUUUAUAGCUCCAGUUUAAGCAAGGGAGCUAUAUAAGGAGAUAUAGCGCCGCAGGAGCUAUAUACGAAAAGGUGCCCCAUAUAUAGUCUUCCGAGGAGCUAUAUCCGAAGGGAGCUAUAUUGGAUGUGACUUUUUUAUUUUGUUGGACUAGUGAAAAGUUAGAAAAGGGUGUUCUUGUUGAACAUGUCGUUUUCAUUACAACUUGAUUUCUGUAUACACAUUUUUACAAUUUGUAUUUCUUUUGUGUAUUUAUCUGAGUGAACAGUCACUUACAAGAAUAGCUUGCUAAGGGAGUCAGUUUAUGUAACGUUUUGAAAUUCAACUGUUAAAAACACACUUUCACUCAUACUGUCAUCAUCUGUGUGUAUAAUGUGCAUUUUUCUGUGUAUAACUGUAGUUGAAAUAUAUAGAAACUUACAAGCAAGACUAAGAUGUUAUAUUGACUAUUACACUAGUAGACUCUUUUCUAUAUACAAAUAUUGAUGUACAAUUGUGAUUUUUUCCGACAUUGCAAAAAAUAAUACGAUCAUAAUAAUCACCUUUACUAGUAUCAACAGUUAGAUACAAUAAUGCUUUACUAGAAUAUAAGGAUCGUGUUUACCAUUACCUGUACAUAAUGUAGGAAAGACGAUUGAUAGAAGUGGGGAAACUUUAUAACCUGACGACAAGUCAUCACUUUCGUUUUAAACUUAAUGACAAAUCAUAACUUUCAUAUAUUUAUGUAGAUAAGAUUACCUUUAAGUGAACAUUACAGUUAACUUAUAUUAAUGUGUUAAAAUGGUUCGACAACACUUUUUCAAGUCGCUGUGUAACCCCUUUCACUAGUUUUAACCUUACACAUUGAGUCUUGUAGUAUUUGUCCGCUUCAUCUAUUAUGUCUUACACAUUUCGUGAAUUUUACAUCACCCCCAUUUUUAUUAGUAAACAAACCUCAAACGUUUGGAACAUUAAAACAAAGGCGAUUUGUCGAUGGCUUAUUGUUAACAGGUUUCUUUCAUGGUGUGCUGUUCUGUUAUUAUACUUUUUCUACUGUAAUAUGAAUUUAGUAAUUUGUUUUUAUCCAAGGUUAUGGGAAACGUAGGAGUAUAUACAUGAUCAUGUAUUUAUUUUUCGAAAAUAAAGUUUAUAAACAGAAUAAAAAUAAAAUUACUAACAACUUCGUUUCUCUGUUUAUCUAUAAAGAAAUCGCGCAAAAACUGCGCCGUAUUUAGAAUUUGACCAUCAAACUCUUUAUACAGGUACUUUGUUUGUCGUAGAAAUAAAUAAUAAUGAAAUAAAGAGAAAUAAAAUGGUA